GUGGCUAGCGGUCUCCUAGUCGGCUUUGGUAUUUAUAUUAUCACAAGAGCAGUUCCCAACGGGUUGAUCACCGUGAUCCAUGGAAGUCCUAUAUUUACAUUGGUUCUGGGUGUUGUCGUGUUGGCAACUGCAUUCAUUGGUUGCUUCGGUGCGAGCUAUUUGAAUGGAUGCCUCAUUAAAUUGUAUGCCAUAUUAAUGAUGAUUUUGGUUAUUGGAGAACUCAUUUGGGGGACGCUGCAUAUCGCAUUGAAGGAUCAGACCUUAAAGCUUAUCGAACACUACUUCAACACUUCUAUUGCUGAAAUUGAAAGCGGAAAUGCCGAUCCACAACUGUUAAAUUCCAUAAAAAGGAUACAAAACAGCGUGGGUAUAUAUAUUUCUUGGAUUGCUGUGGAGCACACGAUCCGGAGGAUUGGAGAGAUCCUUAUGAAAUCUGCUGUAGAGUUGGAAAAAUUUGUUUCCGGGUUCCUCAACAGGUUGCGUUUGUAUCACCCUGAAUAUAUGUGCUUUCGGGCCUUGGUUUUAUACUACCCGUUCCCUUUAUUACAGGGAUGUGUCCAGGUCGCCGAAAAAGUCUUGGUCGACAAUAGAAUACCCCUCGGAAUUAGUAUAAUAGUACUUAGCCUCAUCGAAAUGGGAGCCGUG
Hydatigera taeniaeformis is the source of this 645-nucleotide messenger RNA. Lineage: Eukaryota; Metazoa; Platyhelminthes; Cestoda; Cyclophyllidea; Taeniidae. The record is from the annotation of a GenBank genome assembly.